CAGAACCACGCCCCCACCUUGGGACAGACCCGGAAGCGGCGGCGUUGCUCGAGGGGGAAGAUGGCGCCCUCGGGGCUGAAGGCGGUGGUGGGGGAAAAAAUUCUGAGUGGAGUCAUUCGAAGCGUCAAAAAGGAUGGGGAGUGGAAGGUGCUCAUCAUGGACCAUCCAAGCAUGCGUAUCCUGUCGUCCUGCUGUAAAAUGUCAGACAUCCUGGCUGAGGGCAUCACCAUUGUUGAAGACAUCAACAAACGGCGCGAACCCAUCCCCAGUCUGGAAGCCAUUUAUUUGCUGAGCCCCACGGAGAAGUCGGUUCAGGCACUGAUCGCAGACUUCCGGGGAACCCCGACCUUCACCUACAAAGCAGCACACAUCUUCUUCACUGAUACCUGCCCCGAGCCCCUGUUCAGUGAGCUGGGCCGCUCUCGCCUGGCAAAGGUGGUGAAGACGCUGAAAGAAAUCCACCUUGCCUUCCUCCCCUACGAGGCCCAGGUGUUCUCCCUGGAUGUCCCUCACAGCACUUACAACCUCUACUGCCCCUUCCGGGCAGGGGAGCGAGCGCGGCAGCUUGAGGCACUGGCCCAGCAAAUUGCUACACUGUGUGCCACUCUGCAGGAGUACCCAGCCAUCCGCUACCGCAAGGGUCCAGAGGACACAGCCCAGUUGGCCCAUGCAGUCCUGGCCAAGCUGAAUGCCUUCAAGGCGGACACUCCCAGUCUGGGCGAGGGCCCUGAGAAGACCCGCUCACAGCUGCUGAUUGUGGACCGGGCAGCAGACCCUGUGUCCCCACUGCUGCAUGAGCUAACGUUCCAGGCCAUGGCUUAUGACCUGUUGGACAUUGAACAGGACACAUACAGGUAUGAGACCACCGGGCUGAGUGAGGCUCGGGAGAAGGCCGUGCUGCUGGAUGAGGACGACGACCUGUGGGUGGAGCUUCGACACAUGCACAUUGCUGAUGUGUCCAAGAGGGUCACGGAGCUUUUGAAGACAUUCUGUGAGAGCAAGAGGAUGACCACUGACAAGGCCAACAUCAAAGACCUGUCCCACAUUCUGAAAAAGAUGCCGCAGUACCAGAAGGAGCUGAACAAGUAUUCUACGCACCUGCAUCUAGCCGACGACUGCAUGAAGCGCUUCAAGGGCUCUGUGGAGAAGCUGUGCAGUGUGGAGCAGGACCUGGCCAUGGGCUCUGACGCAGAGGGCGAGAAGAUCAAGGAUGCCAUGAAAUUGAUCGUCCCCGUGCUGCUGGAUGCAGCGGUGCCACCUUAUGACAAGAUCCGGGUCCUGUUACUCUACAUCCUCCUACGGAAUGGUGUGAGCGAGGAGAACCUGGCCAAGCUGAUCCAGCAUGCCAACGUGCAGGCCUACAGCAGCCUUGUCCGGAACCUGGAGCAGCUGGGGGGCACCGUCACCAAUCCUGGGGGCUCAGGGACUUCAAUCCGGUUGGAGCGGAGGGAACGCUCGGAGCCCACCUAUCAGCUGUCCCGCUGGACUCCGAUCAUCAAGGACGUGAUGGAGGAUGUGGUGGAGGACCGCCUGGACCGGAAGCUGUGGCCCUUCGUGUCUGACCCUGCUCCCUCAUCCAGCUCCCAGGCUGCUGUCAGUGCCCGCUUUGGCCACUGGCACAAGAACAAGGUGGGCACCGAGGCUCGGCCUGGACCUAGGCUCAUUGUGUACAUCGUGGGUGGUGUGGCCAUGUCAGAGAUGAGAGCCGCCUAUGAAGUGACCAGGGCCACUGAGGGCAAGUGGGAGGUACUUAUUGGCUCGUCACACAUUCUCACCCCAACCCGAUUCCUGGAUGACCUCAAGACACUGGACCAGAAGCUGGAGGACAUUUCCCUGCCCUGACCUUAUGCCCCACCUCUGAUUCCUCCCUUUACAGAGAAAUAAAUCUGCCCUCUCUCCA
This is a messenger RNA of Marmota monax (woodchuck), 1900 nucleotides long. It is a transcript of the gene Stxbp2, whose product is annotated as syntaxin binding protein 2. The record is from RefSeq and is a predicted model, not a curated record. The transcript is spliced from 19 exons. Gene Ontology annotation, biological process: intracellular protein transport; neurotransmitter secretion; vesicle-mediated transport. The coding region runs from base 61 to 1842 and encodes 593 amino acids. Lineage: Eukaryota; Metazoa; Chordata; Mammalia; Rodentia; Sciuridae. Gene Ontology annotation, molecular function: syntaxin-3 binding. Gene Ontology annotation, cellular component: secretory granule; plasma membrane.